GCCCCACUCCUGAUAGUGUGUGGUGCAAGUGUGCCCUCUCUCUCUUAAGAUAAACAUUUUUAAAAAAGAGAGUAAGUUUAAAUGAUGAUUAUGGCAAAUAAAUGCCAUAUGUCAGGUGUUGAGUGUUUAUCGUAACUUUAAAACCUUUUUUAAAUGACACCACACACAUGACCUAACAGGAAGUAUUUCUAAAUGAAAUUGCCCAAGAAAGCUCUUCCUCAACUCUAUUUCAGUUCUAAACUGGCUAACAAUACAAGUUAUUAAUUAAUCUUAGGACCUGGCUAGGGUGUGGUUCUGAAAAAAGGAACUGAAAUUCUUCAGAAAGUCUCCCAAGUUCUGUAUAGUGAGCUCUGCAAAGAAGUUCCACAUUUCUAAGCAACUAGCUUUGAAGGAAAUUGGUCGGGCAAGCUCUAGGAUUACGUGUCCCCUUAGGAAAGUUUACAAGACACACCUGGUUUACCAGUAUUUCUGACUUCCUGCUGAGCUGAAACUGCUUGUUUUGUGGAGAAGGAAAACUCUGCAGCAAACACCUAAAAUGAAGAGCCCCCGAACUUUUGAGGAGCAAACGGAAUGCAUUGUGGACACGUUACUCACAGACUUCUUAAGCACCACCGUGCAGGUUGCUAACCGGAACCUAUGUUGCGAAGAUGAAACAGACUCAGGAGAGUCUUCCUCUUUUGACGUGGCCAUCGUUGCUGGUCGCCUUCGGAUGCUGGGUGACCAGAUCAACGAAGAAAUGGAAGCUUCUGUCAAAAACGUCAUUUCAGAAACCAUUCGGGGACAGGCAGGAACUAUACUGCAGGAUGCCGUAAAUUCUCUCAGCCAGACCUGGUGUGCUAAGGAUCCCAGCUUAGGUUAUGAGAGAGCCUUUUUGGCGGUGUCUGUGAAGGUUCUUGAAUUUGUGGCCCGCAUGGCUCCUGAAAUGGCAAGACAGGUGGCUGUCCCCAUAGUAAACAUGAUCAACGGGAACAGUGCCGUCCGGGAGUUUGUCCAGGGCCAGGGAGGUUGGGAGAACCUGGAGAGCUGAAGAAGCAGCGGCUGUUUGCCAGCCUGAACAUCACUGCCUCCAUGACGGAUCAGUUGAUUGAUUUCUGGUGAUCAAAACAGACAACCAAAUCCAAAGCUGCUUUCUUUUGGACAGAACCAAACUUAGCUGAAUAAUUUCUUUCUUACUGAUUGCUAAAGCUGGGAGGUCUGCAGAGAUUUUGCGCGUUGUUUUUACGAGAGUUUUUAUGAGGUACCAUGUGAGCAAAGACCUCCAGACCCAAAGGAAUGACUUGUUAGGAGGAGCUCAGGCACGGAGCAGGGCUUUGCUGGAGACGGUUUGGGAAGGGGAGCGCGCAGUGAACCGUUCCUUCACGUUCCGCCUUGUCCUUCGGUAAGGGUCUUGUCUGCUCGUUUUGCAGUCUAGGACUUUAGGGAGAUUUUUGUUGGAAUCUUGCUACUUGAAAUUGGAAAUUUUCUUUUGAAUUUGUAACCUGAGUUUUGUGUUAAUUUCACCAAAGCAGAACUACUUUCUGCUUCUUUAGGUUGAAACCAAAAGAUAGCAGCUUCUGCCCCUGCCCUCAUACCAGAAAGGCCGACAAAAGAUAAAACAGUGAGUGCGUUCUUACUGCCACAGGAUGCAGGAAGUGCUGGCCCACAUCUGGGACAGAGGGGCCAUCCCGGCUUACAUGAAACGAGCUGUGUGCCACAGUGUUUUCAAACCAAAGAGCGGGCUCCAUGCCACUUCUGGACCUUAUAAAUUGCCAGGUUCCAGGCCCCAUCCCUAGAGAUUCUGAUUCUGCAGGGGUGGACUGGGGUCCUACCAGCUCCACAGGGGAUUCUAAUGUACAUAUAGAACUUGAGACCCAUCAGUUUAGAGCAGGGAUUGGCCAAAUCCUGCCAGCUGCCUUUUUUGUAAAGUGUUUUAUUGGAUGGCAGCUACACGCACUUGUUUACAUGCUGUUUUGGUACUGCAGCGGCAGAGCUGAGGGCUCACAGCAGACGCCACAUGGCCUGUAAAAUAUACUUACUAUCUGGCUCUUUACAGAAGUUUGUAGACCCUUGCUUCAAAGCUAAAUGAACAUUUCCCCUUCAAUAAUGUACAUUCUGUUGCAAUCCUGAUAAUUCCUGCCAAACACCAUUGUACACAGGAUAACUCUGUGUUUUAGAAUUUAGUCAAAGAGUGUUUGUUGGUUCUUGCAUAGUCCGCACUUUCUCUGGGACCUUGGGAAAUCAGAAAGCUCUGUGACUCCCGAGUAGAGGGUCGGUAGAGGGUAUACAUUUCCCUGGUCCUGCCAUACGUGAUUGGAAGUGAAGCAUAUGGUGACUAUGGUAUGUGUAUCUCCAGAUAGUCCUUAAUAGUCUCGUAGAUUAGUAGGCAGUCAUCACUCUUACAUUCAUAAGUCCCCAAACCAGACUGCUUACCUUGUUGUCAAGAAGCAAAGCAUUGCUAGAUCUAUUUUGAAGAGAGGCAUUAGUAGUUUGGUCACUGUUCGGCUAAAGUGUAACCACAUCCCCUCCCGUCUGCCAGCCAGCUAUCUGUUUCCCCUAAAUGCACAGAAUUAAAGAUGCAGCGCCGCUACUAUAUUUUGACUUCUUCAAGGUAUGCUGUUUCCUCUCUUCAUAGAGAAAUCACAAUAGUUUAGUAAUCCCAAAUGAGGUUUCAUGUUUCUUUUAAGUAGAAAUUAGCUUUUUUUUUUUUUUUUGCUACCAGCUUAAGGCACUUGAUGUAUUCCUUUGCCCCUUACAUUACUGUAAAUUCAACAGGAUGGGCUUUGUGGUCUUUUACUUCUUAGGUAAAAUCACUAUUUUCACUUUGACCAAGGCUGUUUUGUUCAUGAAAUAAAGCUGUGUCUAUGUAUUUGAACUAAUUCUCAGCAAGUGCAAUCUAAAUUGAAUGAUACAGGAACAGAAUAGAUUGGGGGUUGCCCAGGGCAAGGGGUGGUAGGUGGGGGAAAUGACUGACGGUGGCCAAAGGGUAUAAAUUUCCAGUUAUAAGAUGAAAAAGGUCUGGGGGAGUGACGUACAUCAUGGUGACUAUAGUUAACAAUACCGUAUCAUGUAUUUAUGAGACUGCGCUGAGGCACCUCCAUAUCAUGUACUUAGAAGUUGCCAAAAGAGUAGAUUUUUAAAGUUCUUACCACACCCAUACACACAAAACACUCCCAUUUAUUUAUCGGCCCUAUAUUUAUGUAUUUAUAUUUAAAAAAAAUGUUUAAGUAAUCUCUACACCCAGAAUGGGGCUUGAACUCAUAACCCUGAGACUAAGAAUCAUAUAUUCCACUAACCAAGCCAGCCAGAUGCCCCGAAACACAUUGAUUAACUAGGCGAGGUGAUGGAUGUGUUAACUAACCUUACUGUGGUAAUCAUUUUGAAAUAUAUACAUAUAUCACAUCAUUACAUUGUACACCUUAAAUGUAUACAACUUUAUAUGUCAAUUCUCUCUCAAUAAAGCUGAAAAAUAAAUGAUAUAUGUCAGAGGCCA
Molecule: messenger RNA, 3469 nt
Organism: Suricata suricatta (meerkat)
Lineage: Eukaryota; Metazoa; Chordata; Mammalia; Carnivora; Herpestidae
Gene: BCL2L15
Product: BCL2 like 15
Exons: 4
Coding region: 536-1027 (163 amino acids)
Biological process (GO): regulation of apoptotic process
Cellular component (GO): nucleus; cytosol
Source: RefSeq, a predicted model, not a curated record